AUGGGCUUUGAUGGCUCCCCUGGAGAGCCCGGAAUCAUGGGUUUAAAAGGGAAUAAAGGAGAUGUUGGCACACCUGGCGAGAAAGGCGAGAACGGUCCACCAGGUGAGGAGGGGCCUCGGGGAAAGUCUGGGGAGCCGGGGGAUCAAGGAGAUCAUGGACAACCGGGUCUCCAAGGUGGCCCAGGGGAGCCAGGCCCGCAGGGGCCUAGGGGAAAGCCAGGCUCACGUGGCCAGCAAGGAAGAAAAGGGGAGAUAGGAGAAAUAGGCCAAGUUGGGCCAAUGGGAUCCACGGGACCACAGGGACCACAGGGACCUGAGGGUGUCGCGGGGCCUAGGGGCAUGCCGGGGCUUGCUGGUGAAAUGGGACUUAAAGGCUUUGCAGGACCUCCAGGACCAGAUGGAUUGCCGGGAAUGACAGGU
Molecule: messenger RNA, 420 nt
Organism: Protopolystoma xenopodis
Lineage: Eukaryota; Metazoa; Platyhelminthes; Monogenea; Polystomatidea; Polystomatidae
Source: the annotation of a GenBank genome assembly